UAUUUUGCUGGUGUGAUGUGACGGGUGCGCUACCAAUCAGAUAAUUUGAACGCGUUGACGGCUGUGAGAGCUCAGUGCUCUACCAGACCUCGCCCUUCUGCAACCCACGUCCGCAUCGCCGACCAGAAGCAUGAGGGGCCUUCCUUGCGCACAAAAGGCUACUGCCACUCCGCGCGCUUCCCUGUCGCCGUAGCCGCCUUCCAACAGCCUCGAGCCUGCGACGUCAGGCACCACCCAAGAUCAACGCGCAAAGAGCGGAACGCUACGCCGCCGCAAUGCCAACAACCUACCUCACCACCCUCGCCGCCUUCACCGAUUUCCUCACCGCCUACGUGCACACGCUCCUCUACCUGCGACACCUCUACCCGCUCGCGUCCUUCCUUCAAGUCCGCUUCCAUAACACGCCCAUUUUCCAGUCGCGGCACCCAGAUGUCUGCCGAUGGAUCCAAGACGCCGUCGCCGCCGUGCGCGAGGAACUCCUCAAGGGCACCAUCGCGCGCAUCGCCGUUGUGGUGUUCCAUCCGGGCUACGAUGAAGGCAGUGGGAGUGUGAAGAUACUCGAGCGGUACAUGCUCGAUGUAAGCGCAUUCCCAGUAGUAACACGCGAAGAGCGCUUCAUGGACAUUGAGUGGGAGAAAAGCGAGGCAGAGAGACGCGCCGCUGAGGAAGCUGCGACAGAGGCAGAAACCGCUGGGCAUAAGGGCAAGGGCAAGGGGAAGCAGAAACCCAAGGGGCUCGAUGCAGAGGUCGAUGUCAAUCUGUCCGAGCAGUUCCGCGCUGCUUUCAUCACCCUGACCACACGCGCAUCUCAGCUCGAGCCGCUGCCGCCGGAUUGCUCCUUCAAUAUCAGCAUGGAGCUCAAAGACGAAGCCGAUGUGGACCCCCCGAUAGGGCAUCCGCAGAAGUGGGUCCCUAGUCAGCCUAGUUUACAGAAGACGGGAAGGAAGGGCGCUGUCUUGAACGACGACGAGAACCAUGGCCCAUCAGAAGGUGGCGAUCUGGGUGGUGCAAAGGUCACACCAAUCAGGACUGUAGAGGCUGGCGUGUUCCGAUUCGAAACAUGGAUCGAGGAGGGCAAGGCAAAGUUCGAAACGCAGUGGCCGGAGAUGAGCAGCAUUGAUAGUUCAGCAGGAUGAAUGGCCGGGCAAAGUGAAAGGUAUCGAAUGCCAUAACACCAUGGACAAUGACAUGAUCUGUCUAGAGCCUACGGAAUGUAUGUCACAUUGAGCGAUGUCACAGAGGCUUACUCUUGACUCUGCGUUCGUGAGUCCUACCGUGGAUCCACGCAGUGAGACAGGCGCAGUAGUGGCACCGCUGAUAGAUCUUUGAUUUGCCACCCAGCUGAGUCCAUGUACAGCACUUCGUCGCGGCUUGACAAAGUGCCCCAAGUAUCUGAUACAUUUUUGAUUGGGUAACCCUUCGGAAGAUAGGAGUCAAGCUGCGGCCACGUUGACAGAGUUGAACGA
This is a messenger RNA of Paraphaeosphaeria sporulosa, 1466 nucleotides long. Its product is annotated as DNA-binding protein. The coding region runs from base 276 to 1136 and encodes 286 amino acids. NCBI's taxonomy places the organism in Eukaryota, Fungi, Ascomycota, Dothideomycetes, Pleosporales, Didymosphaeriaceae. The record is from RefSeq and is a predicted model, not a curated record. The transcript has a single exon. Gene Ontology annotation, cellular component: zeta DNA polymerase complex.